AUCCCCGCCGCGAUGCUGCUGCGGCUCCUGGUGCUGCUGGGCGCCUGCCCGGGGCUGUCGCGGUGCCUGGGCUCCUUCGUGCAGUGCGAGCCCUGCGACGGCAAGGCGCUGUCGCUCUGCCCUCCGCCGCCGCUGGGCUGCGAGCUGGUGAAGGAGCCCGGCUGCGGCUGCUGCCUCACCUGCGCCCUGCCCGCCGGGCAGCCCUGCGGCGUCUACACCGAGCGCUGCGCCCGCGGGCUGCGCUGCCUCCCGCGCCAGGGCGAGGAGAAGCCGCUGCACGCCCUGCUCCACGGCACCGCCGUCUGCCUCAGCGAGAAGAGCUACCGCGAGCAAGCCAAGGCCGAACGGGAGUCCCGAGAGCAUGAGGAGCCAACCACGUCAGAAAUGACAGAGGAAACCUACCCACCCAAGGCCUACCGGCCCAAGCAUGGGCGCCUCUCCGAGCUCAAAGCUGAGGCCCUGAAGAAGGACCGCCGGAAGAAGCUGACCCUGGCCAAGUUUGUGGGCAUGGCCGAGAACACAGCACACCCCCGCGUCGUCAUCCCUGAGCUCCGGCAAGAGUUUGAGCUCGGCCCCUGCCGCAGGCACAUGGAGGCAUCUCUGCAGGAGCUCAAGAGCAGCCAGCGGAUGGUCCCCCGUGCUGUCCACCUCCCCAACUGCGACCGAAAGGGGUUCUACAAGAGGAAGCAGUGCAAGCCCUCCCGAGGCCGGAAGCGUGGGUUGUGUUGGUGUGUGGACAAAUACGGCAUGAAGCUGCCAGGGACUGACUACCUGAGUGGAGACCUGCAGUGCCAUGCAUUCGACAGCAGCAACGUGGAGUGAAAUUGCAUCCCCUCCCUCCACCCCAUCACUACCUACCCAGGCUCCCUUUCACCCUCCCCUCUGCACCUCCCUGUGCCCCGGGACUCCGAUUCCUUUCAUCUCAUGUAAGAAGAAAGAAAGAAAGGAAAAGAAAAAAGAGAAAGGAAGGAAAAGGGAAAAAAGAGAAAGGGAAAGAAAGGAGUAAAGAAAGGAAAAGAAAAGAAGAGCAAAGAAAAGAAGAGAAAAGAAAAGAACACAAAAAGAAAAGAAAAAGAAAGAAAAAAACAAACCCUGAAGAAACUGAGGACUCGGAAUCUACAGCAGCCUCAUGACAACAAGGACUCAGCAAGGAAAGGACAGAGCCAGAGAUAAACCAGCUGCAGCCGCUCCACCAUCCUGCGCCUCUCCCCAACACUGCCCACGCCCCCCUGCCACAAGCAGAGGCCACCCCAAUGUAGGAAGCUCUCCAAGUUGGUGAUUUUCCAGUACGGGUUUUGGGCAGGUUAAUUUUUUUUUUUUUGGGGGGGGGGGGCGGGGGGGGGGGGGUAGCUAGUUGUUUUCUAAAGGGUCUUGAGAUAAAACCUUGCAGCCACCACUGUUUCCCCUCCUCACUGUGGUGCCCUGGAGUCUUCUCCCCACAUCACUGGCACUCACUCAAGUCAAUUUGAUUUCCAUCUCAAACAACCACCCCAGAUUCAGGCAGACUUUGACAUGUCAGGAGGAGGUGUGGGACUGCUGGCCUCAUGUCUGGAGAUGAGAUAGGCAGGGAAACACAGCUCCUGCAACAGCAUGAAUACCCCCAAAAAAUAUCCAUGGACUUCAAAAGAAAAUCAUCCUAAAAGGAAAGAUGUCUUUCUCCAUCUGGUUCCUCUUGAAUGGAAGGUCAUAAAUCUUUUUGGACAAGCACAACUUUGACCGUUAUCCGUCCAGGUGUGGAAGCAUUUGUCACCUGUGUGCACAUGUGCAAGCAUGUGUGUGCACGGAUGUGGCUUUUUCUCCUUGCAAAACUUUGCUUCAACACCUGCAGUCUGGAAGGCUUAAGCGUAAUCAGGGGGAGAGAUACUGCCCCUUCCCAAAAAAUAAUAAUAACCUGCUGGACUAACAGGAGCAGGGUUAUGGAGGAGCAUCGGUGCCUGCAGGAUCAGGGCCCAGCCAAUGCCAAGGGCUGCAUCUGAGCCAACUCUACAGAUAUUCCAUCAGCAUCCAGACUGAAGCAUCCCUACGUGAGGACAGGGGGAUCGGGGCCAAAACUCUUCCCACCCUUCAGCACCACAAGGAAGACCAACUAUGGAGAUUUUUUGUUCGUUUUUUUUCUUUCACAGCCAAAAAGUGGUUUGCUCCAGGGAAAAAAAAAAGAAAAACCACCAAAAAACCAAACAAAGAAACCUACACUUUGCUUUAUCUUGGAUUUUUGUUAAGGCUGGUUUAUAGCCUUCCCUGUGGGUAGAAAAAUGCCGGUCUCCAUUCUUUUGCAUUGAGGAUACUACUCAUAUUGCCACGGCUGAUUCCCACCACCUUGCAGCAAAAUCCUGUGAUGGGCCUUCACCUUUAACCUGGGACCCAGCUCCUUGUUGAUUGACAGCAGCCACUGCACCACGGAGACCCACUGCAUCAGGCAUGCUGGAACAGACCUCAGCUGCCUUCCCGACUUAUUUUGUUGUUUUAAAUUUUUACAUUCAAUUUUGGGACUGUUGCCUCUUGCUUCCUCAUGACAAGGGUCUCCGCGAUGUUGGCACUGGGAGGAGGAGAUCCUGCAACAAAGGGAAGGAAGGAAAGCGAGCUGUGGGGUCUGAGUGCUGUGGUCCCAGUGGGCAAACAUGCACCCACCAGGGACCGCAGCCCACUUCCAUGGCUGGAGCUGGCAGCUGGUGCUGGCCAAAGGACACAGCUGAUCUCCGGGGGAAGGUUUCUGCACCCCCAAAGCCCUGUUGAGCAUCCCGGACUUGGACAGAGAGGAAAGGGGGUCCACAGCACCACCAGGUCCCUGCCAGCGAGAUGAGACAAGGGGAAUUCGAUGCCAAGGGGGUCUGGCGGAGGCUCCUUUUCAUCACUGAUUGGGCACCCUCAUAGCCUCCCACCGGGACACUUACCCUGAUCGAGGGCAGGACUGGACACCCUGCCAUUAUUUCCCUCGGAGUUAGGGUGGGGGAAAGUUUUGCCAAUGGACUUCCACAGAGACCCAGUGGAGCAUGUUUGGAACUGGGGACAAGGCUUCUUUCCUUACUGAAAAGAACAGAGGGUGCCACCAAAUGCAGAUCUGCCCCACAAAAAAAAAUAAUGCUGGAGCAGGGUGACCCCCAUGUUGCUGAAGGGGAGCAUGGUGUGUGCUGGGGCCAAGGGAGGGACCCCUCUGGGCUUUGCAGGGCUGAUGGGGCAGGGUCAGUUUGACCAGGGUGGUGGGUUAAUGGUGUGGUGAAGGUGAAGAAUGGGGUGCAGAGGCAGGAGGAGAGGCGCUCAUGCUAACCCCAGGGGCCACUGGUCGCCAUUGUCGACACUGUUCCCGUCUCCGCCACUUGCCAAUCCCUGUGCAAAACCUCCUGUUAUAGGCCAGUACCACCUUCCCCAAGACCCUUCCCUUCUUCUCUCUUCCUAUUUCUUGCUUUUUUGUUCGUUGUUUAUUUUGUUGUUUAACUUCCCAAAACUUGAAAGCCUUUGGCUGCAGGGAAAAGAGACAUGCUACCAGGGCAGGAUGGGAGUGGGCAGAGGGACAGCAGCUCCCCAUGGACCUUGCCUUUCGGGGCUGAUGCUUUUGCACGGUGAGGGUCUGCUCACAGGGCCCAGUGAUGGUUUCAUGACACGGCCACCAUGAUGAUACUGGGAGGGGGACACAGGGGGCAUCCCCAACCUUUCCCUACAAAGCCAGUUUCAGCCAUGGCCCUGGGAGACCAGAGCACCAAAAUUCAUCCCACACAGCCUCCCCUCCCCCUACGCAUCCAGUGGUGGGGUGGCACUGCCUGUCCUGUCCCCACCAACCUGGGGGGAGGAGGAUGCAAGGAGGGGGUUGCACCACCCUCACCCCACAGACCAGCUUGGCUCCCGGGAUGGGGCACCGAGCAACCCCCUGGCUGCCCACUCCCUCACAGAUCCCCGGCAGGACGAGGCUGUUUGCAGGCUGCACUAAUAUUUAGGACCGGGGUUAGAGCCUGAGUCAGGCUGGGGGUGAGAGCAGCUUCAGGAGGUGUUGGCCACCUCCUGGAGUGGCAGUGACGAGGUGCUCCCAUUUUCAGCACCCAGCAGCACUUCUUUCCAUUUAGGGUGGGAAAACCAAAAGGGGCAGAUGUGGGAGCUGGGGAAGGUGGGGGGUUGAGGCACAUGGGGCGAUGCUGGUGAUUCAUGCAUCAAGGGGAGGUGUGAGGCCUGGGGGUCUCUGGCCACAGUACUUGCAUCAAAGCUGUGUCAGUAUCCAGGAUGCAAGCUGGGAAGGAGAGGACAAGGAUGGCGCAGGGGUCAGGACAGCCCUUCCGCCACAUCUCCCUGGGGAGUGGCACUCAGCAGCUGGGCUACCCCUUGUCUGUACUGCAGUGGACUUUGAAAACCACUAGUACAAGAGCAUUUUGCACUAUUUCUCUGCUCUCUCCCCCUUCUCUUUUUCUCCCCCUUCCCCAUGAAAUCUCUUUUUUGCUGUUGGAGUUUUUGUUGUUGAUGAUGAUUUAUUUUUUUCCCGAACGGAGCAUUGUAUAUUUAACGACUGACAGUUCACCUUGCUUCCAGACUGCUAUCCUGGCCCUGGCUAGGAGCCCUGCCGACUGUGCCCCCCUCCCCAGCCCCGCCAGCCCCCCGCCACUGCCACUGGGACAGACAUCACCAUGCACGUUACCCACCAUUGUAACACAGUUGAUAAAACACACCAGAUUCCGAGUUUCCUGCCUGGUUUUUAUCUUUAAGCAAUACUCACUACACAUUUUACGGUAGCUUUUUAUAGCUUUACAUACAUACGGUAGCUCUGUUGUUUCAUUUUGUUUUGUUUUUAUUGUUUUGGGUUUUUUUUUCAGUAAACAAGAAAUACUCAUAAUCUUACUGGUGGGGAAAAAAAAAACAAAACAGUUUGUGAAAAACUGACAAUGGAAGAAGAGCUUAAUGCUCUGUUUAGCAUUUUGUACUUAAAAAAAAUCUCACAUUUUAUUAAAAAGUGAAGAUUGCUGUAUACUAUUUAUUCAACUUAUAAUUUAUGUUACUCUUUGAUCUUUGUCUUUUCUCAUGACAAAGCAUUUAUUUAAUAAAGUUAUGCAUUCAGUUAGCUUG
Molecule: messenger RNA, 5043 nt
Organism: Falco peregrinus (peregrine falcon)
Lineage: Eukaryota; Metazoa; Chordata; Aves; Falconiformes; Falconidae
Gene: IGFBP5
Product: insulin like growth factor binding protein 5
Exons: 4
Coding region: 13-822 (269 amino acids)
Biological process (GO): regulation of insulin-like growth factor receptor signaling pathway
Cellular component (GO): extracellular region
Molecular function (GO): insulin-like growth factor II binding; fibronectin binding; insulin-like growth factor I binding
Source: RefSeq, a predicted model, not a curated record